Hemicordylus capensis (graceful crag lizard) is the source of this 3991-nucleotide messenger RNA. RefSeq names its product discs large MAGUK scaffold protein 1 (gene DLG1). NCBI's taxonomy places the organism in Eukaryota, Metazoa, Chordata, Lepidosauria, Squamata, Cordylidae. Gene Ontology annotation, cellular component: neuromuscular junction; neuron projection; postsynaptic density membrane. The record is from RefSeq and is a predicted model, not a curated record. Gene Ontology annotation, biological process: chemical synaptic transmission; neurotransmitter receptor localization to postsynaptic specialization membrane. Gene Ontology annotation, molecular function: kinase binding. The transcript has 25 exons. The coding region runs from base 211 to 3027 and encodes 938 amino acids.
GGCGUGGCUGGGGCGCUCCGUCCUCCCCUCCCCCGCCGCCAUCUUGCCUGGAAAGUUUGGAGUUUCCUCCUGAGGGGGGAGAGAGAGGGAGCGAGCGGGAGGGGGAAGGAAGGGAGGAGGGAAGGGGCGACCCCCGGACGCCGCCCGAGGAGGAGGAGGAGGCGGCGGAGGCGGCUGCCGCAGCCCGGGCAGGCGAGGGCCCCCCCCGCCAUGCCCGUCAGGAAACAAGACACCCAGCGCGCCCUGGGCCUCCUGGAGGACUACCGCGCCAAGCUCGGCCAGCUGGAGGACCGGCAGCAGCUGCGCGGCUCCGUCGAGCGGGUCAUCGGCAUCUUCCAGAGCAGCCUCUUCCAGGCGCUGAUCGAUAUUCAGGAAUUCUAUGAAGUGACUUUACUUGAUAAUCCCAAAAGUGUUGAUCGCUCCAAGCCAAUCGAGUAUGUGCAGCCAGUGAACCCGUGGGAUUUCUCCAGCCUUCCCAGCACAACGGUGACGUCCGAAACGCUGCCGAGCAGCCUUAGUCCCGCCACAGAGAAGUAUCGCUCUCAGGAUGACGACGAGGACGAGGACAAUGACAACGACGUUCCUCCUCCUUCAGCAGAGCACAGCUCUCCCCAGAUUCCCAGUGAGGGGGUGACUCCAGAGCUGGUUCAUGUGUCUGAGAAGAACCUCUCACAAAUUGAGAAUAUCCAUGGAUUUGUUUCCCACGCUCAUAUUUCUCCAAUCAAGACACCAGAAGCUGCUCCUCUCUCUCUUCCUGUUGUCUCUGUCCUGCCAACCCCUGCAGAGGCCACACUCAUCCCAUCCGCUACAUCACAGGCAAGUCCCCCUCCGGUGGUUGUGAACACAGAAACUUUGGAGCUACCUGCCUACGUCAACGGCACAGAUGCAGAAUAUGAGUAUGAAGAAAUUACACUGGAAAGGGGCAAUUCCGGGCUUGGCUUUAGCAUCGCGGGCGGGACGGACAACCCGCACAUCGGGGACGACUCCAGUAUAUUCAUCACCAAGAUCAUUCCGGGGGGCGCAGCUGCGCAGGAUGGAAGGCUGCGAGUGAACGACUGCAUCUUGCGGGUGAACGAGGUGGACGUCCGCGACGUGACCCACAGCAAAGCAGUGGAAGCUUUGAAGGAGGCCGGCUCCAUGGUCCGGCUGUAUGUCAAGAGAAGGAAACAAGUCACCGAAAAGAUGGUGGAGAUCAAGCUGGUGAAAGGCCCGAAAGCAGGUCUCGGGUUCAGCAUCGCGGGGGGCGUUGGCAACCAGCACAUUCCUGGAGACAACAGCAUCUACGUCACCAAGAUCAUUGAAGGCGGCGCAGCCCACAAGGACGGCAAGCUCCAGAUUGGGGACAAGCUUCUGGCGGUCAACAGUGUUUGCUUAGAAGAAGUUACACACGAAGAAGCAGUGACAGCCUUAAAAAACACCUCUGACUCUGUUUAUCUGAAAGUUGCCAAACCAACCAGCAUGUUCAUGAAUGACAGUUAUGCCCCUCCAGACGUCACCCACUCUUAUUCUCAGCCUGUUGAUAACCACAUCAGUCCGCCGACCUACUUGGGACAGUCCUUGCCACCAGCGUCACCGGGGAGGUAUUCUCCUAUUCCCAAGGGGAUGCUUGGAGACGAUGAGCUCACCAGGGAGCCGCGGAAGCUGCUGCUCCAUCGCGGAUCCACCGGGCUCGGCUUCAACAUCGUCGGAGGUGAAGACGGAGAAGGGAUUUUUGUCUCUUUCAUCCUUGCCGGAGGGCCUGCAGAUCUAAGCGGCGAGCUCAGGAAAGGAGACCGUAUCAUUUCGGUGAACGGCACCGACCUCAAAGCUGCGACUCACGAGGAAGCAGCUGCUGCUUUGAAGAACGCUGGCCAAGCCGUCACGAUCGUGGCUCAGUACCGCCCAGAAGAAUACAGCCGUUUUGAAGCCAAAAUCCACGACUUGAGGGAGCAGAUGAUGAACAGCAGCAUCAGCUCAGGAUCGGGGUCUCUGCGGACCAGCCAGAAGCGCUCGCUCUACGUCAGAGCACUUUUUGACUAUGACAAGACCAAAGACAGUGGCCUCCCCAGCCAGGGUCUGAAUUUCCGCUUCGGUGACAUCCUCCACGUCAUCAAUGCCUCCGACGAUGAGUGGUGGCAGGCGCGGCCGGUGAUGCCAGAGGGCGAGAGCGACGAAGUUGGCGUCAUCCCCAGCAAGCGCAGGGUUGAGAAGAAAGAACGAGCCCGUUUAAAGACCGUGAAAUUUAAUUCUAAAACAAGAGGCGACAAAGGGCAGUCAUUCAAUGACAAGCGUAAAAAGAACCUCUUUUCCCGAAAAUUUCCCUUCUACAAGAACAAGGACCAGAGUGAGCAGGAAACCAGUGAUCUGGACCAGCACAUCACCUCCAACGCCAGCGACAGUGAAAGCAGCUACCGUGGCCAAGAAGAUUAUGUCUUGUCUUAUGAACCAGUCACCCAGCAAGAAGUCAGUUACACGCGGCCAGUGAUUGUUUUGGGACCUAUGAAGGACCGGAUCAAUGACGACCUGAUCUCUGAAUUUCCAGACAAGUUUGGAUCAUGCGUUCCACAUACGACCAGGCCCAGACGCGACUAUGAGGUGGACGGACGCGACUACCACUUUGUCGUCUCCCGAGAAGAGAUGGAGAAGGACAUUCAGGACCGCCGGUUCAUUGAAGCUGGCCAGUACAACAACCACCUGUAUGGGACCAGCGUGCAGUCUGUGCGGGAGGUCGCCGAAAAGGGCAAGCACUGCAUCCUGGAUGUCUCUGGAAAUGCCAUCAAGAGGCUCCAAAUAGCCCAGCUGCACCCAAUCGCUGUGUUCAUCAAACCCAAAUCGGUGGAAAACAUCAUGGAAAUGAAUAAACGCUUGACAGAUGAACAGGCUCGGAAGACAUUUGAGAGAGCCAUGAAGCUAGAGCAAGAAUUUACAGAACACUUUACCGCCAUUGUGCAAGGCGACACGCUGGAAGAGAUCUACACCCAAGUCAAGCAGGUCAUUGAGGAGCACUCGGGCCCCUACAUCUGGGUCCCGGCCAAGGAGAAGUUGUGAAGGCCAGCAGGCUCCCGCCCCCCCCCCCGGUGCUUCCUGCCUCCAGCUCUUCCUCCCCUGCGGGGGCCGCCCUGUGGUGGCUUCUUCAGCGCUCUGCACUUGGGGGGCCCCUCGGGGGGGGAGCCAUUUGUUCCUCACCAGCUGCUGGGAGCUGCUGCCGUUCUCUGUAGGCUCGAGGCGCAGAGUUUGUCCUGCUCUCAGGGGUAGGGGAUGGGGGGUGAUGUGGUGAGAAUCCUUAAUGUUUAAGGGAAUGUAUACUUCCGAGAUUUUGAGAAAAAAGAGCUUUAUAUACAUUAUUUUAAAUAUUUCCUAACAAAAUGGAAGAAAAGUGGUCUUAAUGAUGUAAAUUGUGAGCAAUUUUGCACGCUUAACUUUACUAGCAUGGUUUGAUCCUGGGGGUUUGGGUUCAGGACUUUAUUUCUUAGUUUUCUGUUGUCAGCAACAAAUGUAUUUUACAGGCAGUUAACUGGCAACCCUUUUUUUAAAUGUCCAAGAUAAUGUAUGCAUAAUUGCCAUUAUUUCACAAGGGAAAACUCGUUUUCAUAGUUUCAUAUAAUAAUAUUCUUUAUAGUCUAUUUUUUCAUUUUCUGCUGCUGCUAGGACUAAGGAGCUCUCUUACUUCUAAACUAGCACAUACAAGACUAUUUGAAGUGUCUCUCUUCUUCUUCUACCAGAUAUUGUUGAAAGAGGAGGGGGAUGGUUGCAUUUUCGAGUCUGUUUAGGUGCUUAAACGGCUUGUACCUUCACGUGGGAAUGACAGAUUUCCUUCUGGGAAUACUCGGGGAGAUGAUCAUUAUCAUGAUGAUAAAAUUCCAGUUCAGAGCUUGGAAGUAUAAAUAUGUUCUUAGAGGUCAGAUUUUAAUGAAUAUUUUACCCACAAUAACUGCCUAUUUUGUUAUAACAGAAACAUAUUCUAUAUACACAUAUAAAUAUAUAUAUUAAACUUUCUUUAACUAAACUCUAA